UACGCACGCGCAAAUAUAUAUCCUCAAGUCGCUUGCUAUUGCUGUCAAGUUCCAUCGCGAAAAGGGAGAAAUAACAUUUAUUUAGACCAAUAUUUCGUGAUAUUUUUACUCAGUAUUGAAGCAAGAUGUCUGGAAGUAGAAGGCGGAGGUACCGUGAUGAUGAUGAAGAUAUGGAUACUGGCCAUAGGUCAAAACGACGAAGGCCAGACAAUGCACAGAUUGAAGAAAGAUUGGAAUCUUUGAUCACCAGAGUUGGAGAGAAGAGUACUUCAUCGCUUGAGAGUAAUUUGGAGGGACUUUCAGGGGUGUUAGAGGCCGAUCUACCCAACUACAAAGCAAAGAUUAUCAAAAUCUUGUGCGAAUGCGCUGUUGCACUUCCAGAGAAGAUCACUGUCUACACCACACUCGUGGGUCUUCUAAAUGCCAAAAACUUCAGCUUUGGUGAUGAUUUUAUUGAAGUGCUGGGAAAGAGCAUGAAAGACUUCAUGAAGAACAACGAAUGGAGUAAAGCAAGGUUUGUUGUGCGCUUCUUUGCUGAUCUUGUAAACUGCCAUGUCAUAGAUGUGGCCUCACUCCUUUCGCUCUAUGAGAACUUUAUGGCAGUCACCGAGGAGCCAGACAUCCCUCAAGUGCGCUCUGAUUGGUUUGUCUACUCUAUCUUGAGCAGUUUACCAUGGGUUGGAUGUUCAUUGGAUGAGAAGAAAGGAGAAGAACUCAGCAAACUAAUGAAGUCCAUUGAAGGCUAUUUAGGUAAAAGGAAAAAGGAUCACGUUCCUUUCCUCCGGGUUUGGCAUGGCGAGAAUCCACACGAACAACAAGAUUAUUUGGACAGUCUAUGGCAGCAGGUCAGUAAACUCCGCAGGGACCAGUGGCUUGAGAAGAUCAUCAUGCGCCCCUACAUGGCCUUCCACUCCAUCCUGUCGGAAUCAUCAGUGCACAACUUGCCCCCCUUCACACCCCCUCCUCACAUCCCAGACCUGACAUAUCCCAUCCCCAAGGUGGUCUUCAGGAUGUUUGAUCCAACAGAUGCUCCAGAUGGACCACCUCUGCCAGGUGCACUUUCCAUCGAGCGAUACUUAGUGGAGGAUCAGAUCAGUUCACUCAUUACCACUUACUACAAAGAUAGGAAAGAAUGUGCUGCUCAGUUGUUGAACUACCAUGCCAAGAAGCAAGUACCUCUGAAUUAUGUCAUUGUGGAGGUGAUGUUUGGCCAACUCUUCAACCUCCCUCAGUCUCCACGGAUCCAUGUGUUCUACAUGUCUCUCUUCCUGGAGCUAUGCAAGCUCCAGCCUGGAUCCCUUCCACAAGUUCUUGCUCAAGCCUCUGAGAUGCUCUAUGAGAGAUUGGAGCACAUGAACCUCCAUUCUUCAGAUAGAUUUGUGAACUGGUUUGCACAUCAUCUCAGUAACUUCCAGUUCAGAUGGAGUUGGGAAGAGUGGACUGAUUGUCUGAAUGUUGAUGUUGAUCUGCCAAAGCCUAAGUUUGUGAUUGAGGUGCUAGCUAAAUGUCUGAGACUGUCGUAUCAUCAGCGCAUUGUUGAGAGUGUUCCUGAGACCUAUGCUCCUUUAUUACCCAACCCACCUGACCCUAUUUAUAAGUAUGGCCAGGAAGGAGCAGACUCUCUACCAGGAUACAUUGUUGCACAGAACCUGACUGAUAUGAUCAAGAAGAAAGCUUCACCUGAGGUCAUCAUUGAGGUUCUCAAAGACACACCUAAUCCUAAAGAUGUUGAUGGCAUGGAAGACGAGACUAGCUUCAAUGCUUUGAAGAUUGAUGUAUUCGUUCAGGUACUCCUUCAUCUUGGCUCUAAAUCCUUCAGUCAUUCCUUCAGUGCACUUGCCAAAUUUCUACCUGUGUUGAAAGAGCUUGCAGUGAAUGAGGAGAGUCAGAUCUAUAUCUUAAGGGUUAUCAAAGACAUCUGGAGGAAUCACUCACAGAGGAUUGCCGUCCUAGUGGACAAGCUCCUGCGUACCCGUGUGAUUACUUGUCCCGCGGUGGCUAACUGGUUGUUCUCUUCCUACAUGUCAUCGAGCUUCACCAGGAUGUUCGUAUGGGAGAUCCUUCAUUCUACCAUCAACACCAUGAACAAACACGUCAAGGCAUGUGAGACAGAGCUUGAGGAGGCUAGACAGAGUGCCAAGAGACCUGAUGAUGUGGAUAUGGAGAGUGAUGAUGAAGAUAGAUAUGACAUCUCUAAGGCUGAUAGUGAGACUAAGAUUGAUCUACUCCAAGAGAAACUAGAAGGAGCACAGAGUGAAGAAAAGAAACUCUUCCUCAUCAUAUUUCAGCGUUUUGUGAUGGUGUUGGGAGAGCACAUGGUAUCCAGUGAGAACAAGGAAGAAGAUUUCCGCACACCUUGGUUCAUCCAUGCUAUACAGAGGUUACAACAAAUAUUUCUUGUGCAUUACCAUCAGGUCGUGAAGUACACUACAACCCUUGAGAACCUUGUUUUUACGACCGACACCGACCCAACUAUUCUGGAGGUCUUUACAGCUUUCCGCUCUCUCCACUCAUGAUGACAUCCCUGGUGCUCUCGUUGUAAUUCUAGAAAUGUCCUGACCCUUUAUAAAGAGAGAUCCUACAAACCUGAAGGUUUUCACAAGCUGCACUACCUCCAAUCAUGAUGACAAUCUCAGUGCUCUCAUUUUUAUUCAAGAAUAGUCAUAACCCUUUUCAAUUUUAUCAAGAUAGAUCCCACAAACUUGGAAGUCUUUGCAAGCUUCACUCUCUCCAGAAUCUAUUUGUUUCCUAAAGAUCCCACAAACUUGAAGCUCUCACUCUUUCUGCCCCUGAUGAUAAACCAGCUAUUUUCGUUUAGAUCAAGAACGACCAUCACCCUUUCCAAUUUUCUGUCCAAUUUCAUAUGGAGAGAUUCCAAAUGUUUAUCUACUCUAGGGUUCCAAUGAAACAAGCGUCAACAGAUCAUAUGAUGCCAAUAUAUCUGAGAGUAAAACUGUAUUUUGGGUUUCUCACAAUAUUGAUAUUUGAAUUUAAACCGGUCAAUGAGAUUGAAUUCUGAAAGUAAGACUAGCAUGUCAUGUUUAUUUAAUUUAUUGUCCAAGUUCUUUUCCUUGAUGGCUCACAUAAACAGAGGUGACCAAUUUGUGCACACUUUUUUGCCACAUGUUGGUUAGUGUGAUCUCAAUGGAAACUUAUUGUCUGACUUACAAUGCAGUGGAUGUGCCUUGGCGGAGCAGAUUAAGAUGCCUGACUAAAAAACUUUGGGCACUGCACUUCUGCACUUGAGUAAGGGGGUGAUGUAUUUUAUCUACACUGUUUGUUCAUGUUAAUUUAACUUUAUCCAAUGGUUUCUGUUGACUUAAAAGAAUAAGUACACUUGAUGAUGUAGCGCACAGACUGAUAAAUGUCAAAUAAUACUCCACCCUCUUAAGGUAUCAUUUGAACAUUAAAAAUUUUGAAGUAUGCAUUAGUGAAAGAACAGUAUGAUACUUAUUUUUCAUCAGGCAAGACCAUUAUGUAGUAUAAUUGAUUUGAUAUAUGGUUAUGAUGUCGCACAAACCUUAACUAAGGAUAUUGACUCUGUGAUUUACUCCACAAGCAGCACACACGUGAAUUUAGCAAAAUGUGCCUUCGUGAGAU
Messenger RNA from Lytechinus variegatus (green sea urchin), 3600 nucleotides. RefSeq names its product nuclear cap-binding protein subunit 1-like (gene ncbp1). The transcript has 19 exons. The coding region runs from base 126 to 2516 and encodes 796 amino acids. Gene Ontology annotation, biological process: mRNA export from nucleus; nuclear-transcribed mRNA catabolic process, nonsense-mediated decay; regulation of mRNA processing. Gene Ontology annotation, molecular function: mRNA binding; protein binding; RNA cap binding. NCBI's taxonomy places the organism in Eukaryota, Metazoa, Echinodermata, Echinoidea, Temnopleuroida, Toxopneustidae. Gene Ontology annotation, cellular component: nucleus; nuclear cap binding complex. The record is from RefSeq and is a predicted model, not a curated record.